GAAUCAUGUAACAACAUUAAAUUUCAUGAGCAAUAAUAAUAAUUUUGUAUCUGGCAGCCAUGAUAAUUCAAUUAUAAUAUGGUAGGUGAUUGGUGAUAAAUAAUGGGAUUGUCAAUAGAAAUUGGAUGGACAUUAAAAUUAUAUAUUUUGUUUAUUAUUGAACAACUUUGAUGAUCUUAUUAUUUCAGGCAGCCAUGACACAAAAAUUAAAUUUUGGAUAAAAAAAGAUAAAUGGCAGUGUUAAUAAACAAUAACUGAUCACACUAAUAGUGUAUAUUCAUUAAGCCUAAAUGAACAAUAGAAUGAAUUAAUUUCUUGUUCACAUGACUUAUAAAUACUAGUAAUAGAAUCAAAAAAGUCGGAUAAAUAAUGGAGUGUUACAUAAAAGAUAAAAUUAGAUAUAUUUGGAUUUAGAUUAUGUUUUAUUAAUGAUAGGUAAUUUACAUACUAACCUUAUUUUAAAGAAUAAAUGUAUAUAUAUGAGAGGGAUAGUAAUUCUAAUUAAUAUAAGAAGAUUAAAGAAAUUUUUGUAAAGUUUGGUUCAUUUAGUGAUGAUUGUUUAUUUCCAUAAUAGUUCAUAAAAUCAAAAUGCCUCUUAGUGAAUAAGAAUGGUUAAAAUGUUAAUUUAAUAAGGAAGAAAGAAAAUGGUGACUUUUUAAUUGAAAAAUUUAUUGAAUUUGAUACUUAUAAUAUUUUUGGUUAAUUAAGUAAUGAUGGAGAAUUUUUGAUCACAUGGGAUAAUGGAUCAAAUGAAAUACAAAUAAGAAAGUUUAGAGAAUGA
Messenger RNA from Paramecium pentaurelia, 781 nucleotides. NCBI's taxonomy places the organism in Eukaryota, Ciliophora, Oligohymenophorea, Peniculida, Parameciidae. The record is from the annotation of a GenBank genome assembly.